Messenger RNA from Amphiprion ocellaris (clown anemonefish), 4868 nucleotides. Its product is annotated as alpha/beta hydrolase domain-containing protein 17A-like. The transcript has 6 exons. Lineage: Eukaryota; Metazoa; Chordata; Actinopteri; Pomacentridae. Gene Ontology annotation, molecular function: palmitoyl-(protein) hydrolase activity. The coding region runs from base 280 to 1362 and encodes 360 amino acids. Gene Ontology annotation, biological process: protein depalmitoylation. Gene Ontology annotation, cellular component: plasma membrane; endosome membrane. The record is from RefSeq and is a predicted model, not a curated record.
GACAGUAGUAAAAAAAAAAAAAAAAAAAAAUCUGGUAGCCAUGAAUUCCAGCUAGCUAGCCACCGACAACUGUCAGCACUCUUGAGUAAAACCAUCCAUGUCAAGACACGAGGAGGAUUUUCAAAGUCUUGUGUUGCUUCUGUGUACAUAUAGGGGCACACCAGCCUGCCUACCACCCUACUGUGAAUCGAUCCAGCUGGCUCAGUGACUAGACUAGAAGACUUUGGCACCGUUGUGUGCCAAUUGAUUUCAAGACCUAAGGAUUUCUGAAUCCAGAAGAUGAACGGUCUGUCCAUACGAGAGCUAUGCUGCCUGUUCUGCUGCCCCCCUUGCCCCAGCCGCAUUGCAGCCAAACUGGCUUUCCUCCCUCCAGAGCCCACCUAUGCUCUUCUCCCUGACCCAGAUCCAGGUUCUGGUGCUGGCACUGCGUCGGGGUCCAACUCUGGGACUGCUCUGCCCUCUCUUGGAGCCCCAGGACUGCGUUCCCGGCUGGGCACUGGCACUGGAGGGGACAGGUCAGGUGGAGGUGGUGCUGGUGGUGGAGGAGGAGGAGGAGGAGGAGGUGGGGGUGGUGGUGGUGGCAGUGGCAGUAGUGGUGGCGGCAGCGGUGGCAGUGAAGGAAGGUGGAAGCUGCAUCUGACAGAGAGAGCAGAAUUCCAGUAUUCACAGAGAGAGCUGGAUGUGACAGAUGUAUUCCUGACCAGGUCUAGCCGAGGGAACAGGGUUGGAUGUAUGUACAUUCGCUGUGCCCCCAAUGCCAGGUUUACAGUCUUGUUUUCCCACGGUAAUGCAGUAGACCUGGGGCAGAUGAGCAGCUUCUACAUCGGCUUAGGCACACGCAUCAACUGCAACAUCUUCUCCUAUGAUUACUCGGGUUAUGGUGUUAGCACUGGAAAGCCUUCUGAGAAGAACCUUUAUGCUGACAUUGAUGCCGCCUGGCACGCCCUGCGCUCUCGGUAUGGCAUCAGCCCCGAGAAUAUCAUCCUGUACGGACAGAGCAUCGGCACCGUGCCCACAGUAGACUUGGCAUCACGGUUUGAGUGUGCUGCUGUUGUCCUCCAUUCUCCUCUCACCUCAGGCAUGAGAGUGGCCUUCCCAGACACCAAGAAAACAUAUUGCUUUGAUGCCUUUCCAAACAUCGAGAAGGUGUCAAAGAUCCCAUCUCCAGUGCUCAUCAUUCACGGUACAGAGGACGAGGUGAUCGACUUCUCUCAUGGCCUCGCCCUGUUUGAGCGCUGCCCCAAGGCCGUGGAGCCCCUCUGGGUGGAGGGAGCCGGUCACAACGACAUUGAGCUUUACAGUCAGUACCUGGAGAGGCUACGGCGCUUUAUCAACCAGGACCUGGCUGCACAGCAUGCCUGAGAAACAAACAACAGCCUCUCUGCGUUAGUAUGAAUGGCACUGUAUGUGUGUGUGUAUGCAUGCAUGUGUGUGGAAAAAGAGGAUGUUAGCAUGUUUGCAAAGUAUGGAUGAGAAAUAGACCUAAAAAGGAUGUGUGAUUUUUGUCACAUCUGUGUGUCUUUGAAGCAGCACACCUUCAGGUUAAACACAAACACAACCUAUGUUCUGUUUCCUGUUUUAAAGGUGAGAACAUUUUUUAAUACGUCAUUAGCUGUGCCCAUCUAUAUGAGGCUGGUGAAACACUAAAAUCAACUGAGAUGAAGCAACUUCAGGAAUGCAGUUUUAAACGGGGGGGGAAGUUCUGAAUAGCAGCUUUAAAAUGUGCUCACUCGUUGAAGUUAAGAAGUAACAACAACGUGCUUUGUCCAAAAAGGCACACAGAUGUAAGUUUAAAGUGUGACAUGUUGGUGAAUGUGUGUGUGAUGCAAGUGUUGUGUGUAUGUGUAUAUUCAUAUCUCCAUGGACCUGUGACACCUGAAUAAUACGUGCACAUGUUUGUGUGAGCGCUGAUAGAAAUGAAGGACAUCCUGAUGACUUGGACAGCUGCGAGUGGAGGAGGCUUAUGGAGACUUAUCGAUAUUGGUGUUUUUAUUUUUUCUUUUAUUUUUGCGAGUGUAUGUAUGAAGAAUACCUCCACAGCUUGACCAGAUCUCUCUCCAGUGGACAAACGCUGGUCAAGCAUGUGCCCCUUCUCCUCCUCCACUCCUUGUUUACCUGUUAAUGGACAUCCAUCUGACUGCCAGGGCAUUUCCCAAGUUGUCCAGCUAACACUAACCUACUUUCUCUGUGUGGUUUGGGGGUCCAUCUCCUGUCCUUUGGUGUCAGUUAUGGUGGAAAUGCAAGGACUAGUCUGGAAUACUGUCAUGGCUUGUAUGGCUGUUGGGUGUCUCAUACUUUCCCUCAUUUUUGACUCUGAAGAGAUCACAGAAUGGCCAGCUUCCAUGUUAUUUCCUGGCUGUAGCCUUUCACUCUCCACAGAAUUACAGCAACAGCUUACAGGGAAUCAUUGUGAUUUCCCUGUGUUUCUCUUUCCCACCCACAUUUUUUUUGAAUGAUGGUGUGGUUGAAAUGGAAACAGGUCUUUCAGAGGCACGCUGAGAAUAUCUGUUUCUUGGACAUUUGUCAAACAGCUACCGAAGUGCAGGUCUAUUCAGUAACUUUCACAUUUCAUUAGACUGGUUGGCUUGAAACAGAAAGCUGUAGCCCUUCAGUAUGCUAAUGGGUGACUUUAAAAGUUUAGACAGAUUGCACUGGCUCGGUUACAGCAGCAAUAACUCAGAUUUAAGGAAAAGUUUGACCUUUUUUUUUUUUUUUUUUUUUUUUUUUUUUAGAAAUAUGCGUGUGUGCUCUGCUGCUGAGUGUUUGAGGAGAUUUAGACCGCUCUCAUGCAGACAUUCAGGAAGUGACUGCAACCAGACAAGAAAUAGUCCAGCACAUAACACCCCAUAAAACUGCAACAUGUCUAAUAUAAAGCAUUUAAGCUUUUACAGAGGUAAAAGGUGGAUUUUGUCACCUUUGGAGAGUGUCAGACUUGCUUUCCCCCCCAUUUCCAGUUUUUGUGCUCAGCUGGAAAUUGCUUGUCGUUGCUUCAUAUUAUGAGAGCAGUGUCAAUCUUCUCAUCUGGUCUUCAGCAAGAAAGCAAAUAAUAGCAUUUCUCAAAUGUCAAACUAUACAUUUAAGUCUGAAUUGCAGCUGCUGAGGAGGUUGUGAGUAAUUAGUUGUCUCUUCUGGUGAACAGAACCUUUUGGAGCUUUGAUGUUGUUGUUGGAUUUGGAGGUUCUAAAAGAAUAACGAGAAAAAAUAGCUGCUCAGUUCACCAAACUAAUGAGGGUUAUGUCCAUUUUAUUCAGAUUAACCAUGAGAAUCACGAUUGUUAAACUCUAGUCUUACAGCACUAUUUGUUUUCAGAGUCUUGUUCCAGUAGCACUCAUCACCACAGUUAGUCAGCCUCCUGUUCAUAUUCACCCUCAGCACAUUUUUUUCUAGCGUUUCUGUCUUGAUGUAGUUAAUUCAAACGUGUUUGUCGUAGUGUGGGGGCGUGGAUUGUUUGUCUCAGAACCAUGCGUGUCGAUGUUAUGACUAACAAUGUGAUUGAGAUCAGGUGCCAGGAUGGGACAUCAUGCCUACCAGCUCUGUUUUAACCUCUGUGGCCCUAAAUGUACAGGAGCUCUCUUAUGGGUGGCAGCACGCUUCAUGUCUGACACAAGCCAUAUUUGAGCCUCUCACUGUUGGUGUGGUGCAGGUUCCACCACACACACCUUUGCACAUCAACACACACACACACACACACGCACAUUCAGACACAACAUACACACACACAUACUGUAGUAUACAGUAUAUUUACACAUUUAUAUAUAUCAGAUCAAGCAUGACAAAAGCAGGUCUUAAGUUCAGCACUAUUGUACAAAGCAUCCAAAGUGUAAUAAGGGUAUAAAAUGUAAGUGUCUGUGUCUUCUUCAUUAUUAUUGACUGUGUUAUACAGGCCAGCAUCAAGGAUACAAGUGUCCUGUUUGGAGAAUAAGCCCUGUGUCUAGACGUGAAAAAGUACAAGAAGGAGCCCGCUGCUCAGGAGACCCGUCAGUUUCAGUGUUAGUAGCUGUGCUUUGUUAAAGGGAACAUUUACUGAACUAGCGCUGAUCUGAUUACUCCAUUUUGGGAGUCCACGUGGGCCUCAGUAAGCAGCGGAAGGUUACUGAACACCACUCACUUCCUGUCAUCAUUUUGAACAGGGAAGAUUCCCAUUCUCAUCCUGUGCUUCGUGUCUCUGAUAUUUGAAUAAUGGAAAUCUGUUACCUUCUUGAACCAGGGAUCUGAGCUGUCAGAAGAAUUGGAGAGAGUUCCUGCCUCUCUCUGGAAGUAAACCUCUUUCCUGGACAGGUUGGGUUAUCAGGGAAAACGCUGGAUCCGUAUUUCAGUCAUGGGGUCAAAGGAACAGGGUGGAAAUUUAAAGUUUUAUUGAUGCACCACUAUGGUUGACGUAUAUUGUAUCCUCUGGCCUUGAAUGUUUAUUGAUGGGGGGUGGGGCGGGGGGGCUGAACAGUGAAAACUGUAUGCAUGUCUGUUGUGUUUUGCAGAGCAAAUGAGGGGACGGGACAUUAUCUAUUGUGUAGUCUAUGUGAGGGUAAAGCUGAACUCAUGGCAUUGGAACAUUGAAGCGCUUUUUAAAAAAAAAAACGGGACAUUUAUUUGACUUUUUUUAUUGCUGAUACUAACUGAUGUAUUGUUGAGUUUUGUGCUAGAGUUUGAGUGGGACAGUGGUGGGAGGGUGGGGGGGACUAGACAAUAUUAGUGGACUGUUUAUAUGGUUACUGUACUUACCUAUUCUAUUCUUUGUAUUAUGAUUUGUAAUUUUAUGUUGUUUUGAACUGAGAAUAUGAUGUAAUGAAAUUAAUUCAUGGGACUGAAUCUUGACCUUUUUAUGGACAACAAAAUAAUAAAAGAUCACUUAUGUACAAAAACAUGAAAAA